GGUUUGUCCCGCGGAGAGAGAGGAGGAGGAGGAGGAAGUAAGCGAGGGGAGCGCCGAGGCCGGAGGGGCAGGGGUGCUCCGUGCCUCCGCUGCUGCCCCUCUCCCCCGCGGUCCCCCUGGAAUCUACCGGGCCCACCACGGAGGGCUGGCUGCAAACUCUGCCGGCGUCCCGAGCCCGAGGCUGGGAGUGCCUGCAGCCCCAUCCUCCCCGGCGGCGCGGGGAGAGCCGGCAGGACUUCACGGACCCCUCUCUGCUAAGGAGCUGCUUUUAACUAUCAAAGAUGAGGAUUCGUCUGGCGAGAAGAUGGACGUGGAUCCGCAAAAGCUGCAUGUUCCUCGGCUUCUUAAUGAUUGCUUGCUUUGUGGUCGAGUUGUCGGUCUCUUCCUUCGGUACCUCCCUCACCGGCAAGAGCAUCACUAAGGGGAAAUGGGAGAGGCGCUUUUCUGACGGGGCAGAAAAAGGUGUCGAUGUGGCUCGUCCAGUUUAUGACAAACCCCCACCUGAUCCUUAUGCUCCAGGAGAAUGGGGUAAACCCUCUCGCCCCCAGCUGAGUCCUGAGGAACAGAAACAGGAAGAAGAGCUGAUUGAGAAGUAUGCAAUAAAUAUUUAUUUAAGUGAUAAAAUUUCUCUCCACCGGCACAUUGAAGAUAAUAGACUGAGUGGUUGUAAAGCUAAAUCUUACAACUACAGAAGACUGCCCACAACAUCUGUUAUAAUUGCUUUCUACAAUGAAGCCUGGUCAACGCUGCUGCGGACGAUACAUAGUGUUCUUGAAACAUCACCUUCGGUGCUUCUGAAAGAAAUUAUACUGGUGGAUGACCUGAGUGAUAAAGUGUAUUUGAAGGCUGAACUCGAAAAAUAUAUAAGCAGUCUGAAAAGAGUUCGCUUGAUAAGAACCAACAAACGAGAAGGUUUGGUUCGUGCACGCUUGAUUGGUGCUACCUUUGCUACCGGUGAUGUUCUCACAUUCCUAGAUUGUCACUGUGAAUGUGUUUCCGGCUGGCUGGAACCACUGCUCGAGAGGAUUGCUGAGAAUGAGACUGUUAUUGUUUGUCCUGUCAUUGAUACCAUUGACUGGAAAACAUUUGAAUACUACAUGCAAACAGCAGAGCCCAUGAUUGGGGGGUUUGACUGGCGGCUGACGUUCCAGUGGCACUCAGUGCCUAAACAUGAACGUCUCAGGCGCAAGUCAGAAACCGACCCAAUCAGAUCCCCAACUAUGGCUGGUGGCUUGUUUGCUGUCAGCAAAAAGUAUUUUGAGUACCUGGGAACCUAUGAUACAGGAAUGGAUGUUUGGGGAGGGGAGAACUUAGAAUUAUCCUUUAGGGUUUGGCAGUGUGGAGGCAUGUUGGAAAUUCAUCCGUGCUCCCACGUGGGCCAUGUGUUUCCAAAGCGUGCGCCCUAUGCUAGACCAAAUUUCCUUCAGAACACGGCACGUGCUGCUGAGGUGUGGAUGGAUGAGUUCAAAGAUCACUUUUACAACAGAAAUCCUUCAGCAAGGAAAGAAAACUACGGAGACAUUUCUGAAAGAAAGAUUCUUAGGGAGCGUUUGAAAUGCAAGAGUUUUCACUGGUAUUUAAAAAAUGUAUUUGCUGAGUUGCAUGUACCAGAAGAUCGUCCUGGCUGGCAUGGUGCUAUCCGCAGCACAGGAAUACCUUCAGAGUGCCUUGACUAUGUCUUACAGGAACAUAAUCCUACCGGGUCUCACCUUUCUCUCUUUGGCUGUCAUGGUCAGGGAGGCAACCAAUUUUUUGAAUAUACAUCAAAUCAGGAGAUUAGAUUUAACUCUGUAACUGAGCUAUGUGCUGAAGUCCCUGAGCGUGAAGACUUCAUAGGUAUGAGGAGCUGCCCAAAAGAUGGAUCUCCUAUCCCAGAAAUUAUUAUCUGGCACUUCAAAGAAGAUGGGACUAUUUAUCAUCCUCAUUCGAGGAAGUGCCUUACUGCUUAUCGUACAACUGAGGGGCACGCUGAUGUGCAAAUGAGAACUUGUAAUGCUGGAGAUAAAAAUCAGAUUUGGAAAUUUGAGAAAUAAUCACCGCUGGUAGUAUGAAUUGGAUGGACUGUGAUCUCGAAGCUUUUUACACGUGUGAGCAGAUAGCAACGUUUGAUUGAAUACCUUGAAAUGUUUUCACAUCUCUCUCUGUAGUGAUGUAGAAAUUGUCUACUAUGAUGGAAAACAAAAGUAAAUAGUGGGGUUCAGUUUCUAAAACAUGGUUUAGAACAUCUAAUGCCUUUUAUUUUUGUAAAAUUUUGAUCCAUUAUUACUUUCCUCCGUCUUGAUUAUAAAACCAAGGCUUCUGAGU
Lonchura striata (white-rumped munia) is the source of this 2304-nucleotide messenger RNA. The record is from RefSeq and is a predicted model, not a curated record. NCBI's taxonomy places the organism in Eukaryota, Metazoa, Chordata, Aves, Passeriformes, Estrildidae.